This is a messenger RNA of Rotaria sp. Silwood1, 4247 nucleotides long. NCBI's taxonomy places the organism in Eukaryota, Metazoa, Rotifera, Eurotatoria, Philodinida, Philodinidae. The record is from the annotation of a GenBank genome assembly.
CCCACCCACACCCACACCCUUCAGUAUGUUGGUAUAGAAUCUCUAAGAUUUUGUCCUAGUACAGAAUCUCUAAUAAACCAAUGUUUUUCGAACACUGAACAAAGUAGCAACAUCAGUAAUUAUUCUUAAUGCCAAAGCAUCAAUGCCGCAAACUUGAUUAAACAUCGUUUUCGUAAAUAACGAAACUUUUAACCCAAAAAGUUUAGUAACAACAUAGAAAUACGCUUUUGUCACUGACAAAAUGAUGCAAAUAUAUAGACCCGAUUUUUUCUUUUCAAUGAUAGAUUAUUUAAGUUCAUUUCGUGUGUCACUUUUAAAUUAUAAGUUUUAUUACCAUGCAAUAAAAUUUUUUUUACGUAUAUUAGUAUUUAUUUUUGUUCAACGUUCAACAUUAGUCUUUUUUUUUCAAGCAUAGAUACAAUAGGCGUCAAUGCUCUUCUCACGUUUAUACUUAUUGUUAUUUUUUGUUCACUAUUAUGACAAAGAAAAGUUGUGAUCUUUUUAUCUUUGAACAUAUUAGUGCAAAAGAAUAAUCGUAAAAAAUGAACUCUAAGUUCUAUUUUCAUUAUUUGUUUGAUGAUAUUUUUAUUUCAAAAUCACAUUAUAAUGAGAAACUGUCUACAGUUUUAUUUUAUCUACCACAUAAAAGAAAUAUCUAAAAACAAAAUAGAAGAAUGUCACAAAGUACAGGGAAAUAUAGAGGGUAGAUAUGGCUAUAGCUGAGCAAAUGGAAUUUACACGCACACCCGUAUUGGGUUUAUCUCAGUGAUCACUAUUCAUGUAUAUUGGAAAUCUCUAAGUUUUGUUUACCUUUCUUAAUAUGUGUUUUCUCAUUCCAUAGUGUUAAAUAUUUAUUCAUCAUGUAUAAAUAAACUAGAGAAGUUCAUUUAACUUCUAACUAAGUAUAAUACAUGUCACAUCUACAUCCUUAAGGAAGCGGUAUAAAAUAGAAUAUUGUGACUAAUAGUUUUGUAACACAAUCAUCUUUUUCCUACAUUACUAAUGUCAAUAUUAUUUCAUUCAUGGUCUUUUUUUUCAUUCGUAAAUAAAUAAUUUUCCAUGUUUGUUAGAAUUUUUCUAUAGCAAAAUAACUAUAAAAUUUCCCAGUAUUCAUUUUUCCAAGGAAGUUUAUAAUAUGACACGUUGGAAUAAAUAUUUCGAAGAAAUUUUCAAGUAUUAAAUUCAUGAUAGAAAGAUCUAUGAACUUUUGUUUAUAGAUGAUCGAAAAUCUUUUAUUUCUCUUAGUUUUGCUUUAAUUAACUUUAUAUUUCAUGUUUAGUUGUUGCAAAAUUUCUUCAUCCGUAUGAAUAAAUAAUUCAUUUCUUUUCUUUUUUUCUUCCCAUUAUUCAUCAUGUUGGAUAUUUCUUAUAUAAUCUAUGUAUUUACAAACUAUGCAUAUAUAAAGACGUGUAUUUGUCGAAAGUGAACAGUGUACGUAUCACAAUUAACAAACAUACAUUAUUCUUUUUCAUUGAUCUAUUUUAGAUGGAUGUUAUCGUAUUAUUUGAUAAAGUUUUUUCAAAAUUAUAUUAAAAUGAAUAGAUGUGGUAACAAAAUUAAAUAUAUUUUUGUGAAUCUGAAAUGAAUCAAAUUAUAAAUUAAACCUCUUCUCGCAAUAGAAGACUUAUCUCUAUUCAUUAAUUGAUUUCUCUAUUUUGUAUCAUUACUUUUAUAAUAUAUGAUUUUCAUUUAGUUCGGAGUUUUCAAUGUUUGUUACUUGAUAUCCAUCAUGGUUGAUUCAAACGUUUAAUAUUUGUCUUGAAAAAUAAUUAUAUUGAUUGUUAUUACUUUUGACGUUAUUUUACCAUUGAAGAAAGAACAAAUAUUUCCAGGUGAAUAUGAUUCAUAUUUUGCCAUUGAAACAUGAUUAUUGUUUCGUUCUGUUACUUUCACUUUAAUUUGAAAGAGGAAAAGUCCAUAAUUGGAAUAAUACAAGUAAGUCGACGAAAACAGAAGUUGAUUUUGAACAAUAAUUGGAUAUUUCUUUUUUUUUGAUGAUUUUCGAAUAAUCCUAAUUUGAUUUUAUGAGAAAUAUGAAAAUGUUAUGAGUUUCAUUUGGCUCGUAUGAACAACCGAUUGUAACGCUAUAAAAUUCAACUGAUUAUUUACAAAAUUAUUCUAUUCGAUCUAUUUUAUGGUAUUGUUCGAUAAAAUUUACAUGUCAAUUAUUGAAUAGAAUUGGUUUAAUAUACAAGAUAAAUAUGAAAAUAUUUUUCAAUCAUGACCAUUAAUCACAUUAAUAAUGGAUAAAUUAAAAAAUUAUUAAGAAUUCAAUAUUAACUAAUCAUAAUAAUAGUUUGAAUAAAUUUAAUUUAUAUUUCAGAUAUCAUUAAUAAUUCUAAAUAGAAAAUCAGUGCAUUUAUUAUUAACUUCAAGUAUGGUACUCGAAAAUAAUUCUUCUGGUAUGUAUGUAUAUAUUAUGCUGCAUCAUAUUCAAAUUGAUCAUAUUCUAUAUGAUUUAUUUAUUUUCAUUUUUCAACAAAUGAUGAAGUUUCUUCAUGGAUAACUAUUGUUAUUUUUUAUUUAUUUAUUUAGAAACUAAUACGAACGGCAUUGAUAGUCGCCAGUUCCAUGCAACACCUGAUAGUAUUGAUUCACAAAAUUCUUCUCUUGAUUUAUCAAAAACCGGUAAAUUUUAUCGAUGUAAUGAUGUGUCUCGACCACCUGAUGUUUUAUAUGUCAACACUAAUAAUACUUCUGUUAACCAACCCAUGGCUCAAAAAACUUGGACAGAUCUACCUCCUGAACUUCUAUAUCAUAUUUUGGAUUGUGUCGAUAUUCAAACAAUAUUUUCGAUUCGUUUGAUCUUUAAAAAUUUUCGUCAAUUUAUUGAUAAUUACAAUAAAAUAAUUUUAAAUUAUGAUUCAGCAUUUUCAAACAAUUAUGAUGUCAUCCGUCGUGUUCUUCAACCUAAAAAUGUGUCGUCAUUAACUAUUGCUGAUAAUCUUUAUACAGUAAAAGAUCCAAAUAGAUCUAUUGAUAAAAUUUUCAAUAACAUUCGUCAAUUUACUCAACUUCGUUCAUUGAUACUUGAUAAUAUUGAUGAUAAUAAUAUGAAUUUUCUUUUACAGAACUUAGAUUCUAAGGUUUUGGUCACCCUUUCGAUCCGUGCAAAUGAAUGGAAAAAUAUAAAUAUAUGGUCUGUUAUAUCAUCAACUAUUAGGAAAUGGCCGAUUCGAAAGCUUGUUUUGGAAAACUUUCAAUUUACAUCGGUAAAUAUUGAGUGGCCUAUUAAUGAACAUCUUCAGUAUCUUUAUAUUGGUACUUGUGAAUUACGGCAAUAUCUUCAGAUUCUUAAUCAUUUAACUCAUUUAAAAAUAUUAAUAAUAGAAGAUUGGAUUUUGGAUUCGAUGGAUAAAACAAGUUCUCUAUCGUGUGAUUUCAAUAGAAAUACAGUUUUACAAUCAUUGACUGUUAAAGACUUUUCAUUAUCAAUGGAAGAAUUAGAAUUAUUUCUUUCGCCAACACCUUCAUUAACGCAUUUGAAAUUGAUAUCACAAAGAAAAAAACUUGAUUCUUUUCUAGACGCAUCAUCUCCAAAUAUCAAUAAUAUCCCUUCUCUCAAGUCACUUAUUAAACCAUUUCGCGAACGGUUUUGGCUUGAAGAGAAACACUGCUCUGUUUAUAUAGAUUUUAUAUUUCGUUCACAAACAUUGCGAAUCUACACAAAACCAGUGAAACUUAGUGAAGAAUAUAACAUUACCAACAACAGUGAUGUUGACGAAUAUCCAUAUUUUCAUAAUUUUUAUAAUUGGCAUAAUUUAAUUUAUCAAGAUGAUCCUUAUAGGCGAGAAUUAUGGCGCCAUUUGAUGACUGGUAACGCAUGUAUCAUAUCAGCAAAAGAUAAUAUUUCUUAUAUUGCUAAUCAAUCGGUCAUUCAAGUCGUCCAUCCGAAUUUUGAAGAGACACUUACUGAAGCAGAUUUUUCGAAUUGUCAAAUUCAAGAUGAUGAAGUACAAUAUAUUGUUCGUGCUAUAGAACACAAUAAGAAACUUGUUAAAUUGAUUUUGAGCAAAAAUGAAAUCGGAGAUAAAGGAGCCGAAGAACUUGCAAAUGCUUUGAAGCAUAAUACAACUCUCCAUGAAGUUGAUCUCAGUUAUAAUCAUAUUGGAGACGAUGGAGUUAAAAGUCUGACUCAACACUUACAACAUAAUACAACACUCAUCAAACUUGAUCUUCAUGAUAAUUCCAGUCAAUAUUGUUUUAUUGUUUCACAAGCAAUUAAAAUAAAAAAUGAAAAAGUAUAA